Molecule: messenger RNA, 2339 nt
Organism: Megalops cyprinoides (Indo-Pacific tarpon)
Lineage: Eukaryota; Metazoa; Chordata; Actinopteri; Elopiformes; Megalopidae
Gene: stx7l
Product: syntaxin 7-like
Exons: 10
Coding region: 377-1156 (259 amino acids)
Biological process (GO): intracellular protein transport; vesicle fusion; vesicle-mediated transport
Cellular component (GO): endomembrane system; SNARE complex; membrane
Molecular function (GO): SNAP receptor activity; SNARE binding
Source: RefSeq, a predicted model, not a curated record
CGUUCACAAUGGCCUGGAAUGUCGCUGUUAGUCCGAACAUUUAGGCGGAACUCUAAAACCGAACUGUUUUUUUUCUGUUUUUUGUUACAGAUUUUGUCUUGGCAAUAGCACGUCCCAUUUGUGGCUAGCUGGAAUAAGUAGGCUACCUGCAACUAGCCAGCGAACUCAUUUCGAAAGUAAAUGUAAGAUUAGUUGCAGUUGCUACGUGAUCCGUUAUGAUAUUGUAGCCGACCAAUGUUUGUUAAAUAGAGUUAUUUUUGACAAAGCAAAGCGGUAUCGGGUACGCAUCUUUUCAAGGCGACUUAGCUGCCACUGGGUUUGAACAGUUCCGCAUUUUUUCAGGCCCGAGCAACUGAAGACACCUCAGUGCUUCAAGAUGUCAUACCAGCCUGGAAUGCCGCAAGACCCGGAUAAACUUGCACAGACCAUUAUCUCGAACAUUCAAAGGAUAACACAGCAGACUUCUGAGCUUCAGCGGAUGGUAAGCCAGCUGGGAACCCCUCUGGACACCAGUGAAUUCAGACAGCAACUGAAACAGAAGCAGCAACAUGUUGGUCAGCUUGCCAAAGACACAGACAAGUAUAUGAAGGAAUUUGGCUCGCUGGCAGUGACAUCAGAGCAGCGCCAUAGAAAGAUACAGAAGGAACGGCUCGUUAAUGACUUCACAAAUGCAUUGGGCAUUUUCCAAAAAACUCAGCGACUGGCCGCUGAGAAAGAGAAGGAGUUUGUCGACAGAGUCCGAGCUAACUCCAGACUAUCGCAGACUGGUCUCCCAGAUGAUGAUGGAAAGGCCUCACCCUUUGAAAGCGAGGGCCAGUCUCAGAUCCAAAGCCAAGAAGAGGCCAUCACAGAAGAUGAUCUUCAGCUCAUCCUCGAGAGAGAAUCCUCGAUCAGGCAAAUAGAGUCUGAUAUUAGGGAUGUUAAUGAAAUUUUCAAAGACUUGGCUAUGAUGGUUCAUGAACAAGGAGAUAUGAUUGAUAGCAUAGAGGCAAAUGUGGAAAAUGCUGACACCAGUGUACAGUCUGCGACCCAGCAGUUAGCAAGAGCUGCAGAGUAUCAGCGUAAAUCCCGGAAGAAGAUCUGCAUUCUCAUUGUGAUUUUGGUGGUAGUGAUAGUUGUAGUUGGAUUAAUUAUCUGGGGAGCAGUGAAAAGCUAAAGCCCUCCCCCAAUAUAAAAAUUCAACACUAGAAAGAACUUUUUUUUUUUUCCAAAUUUAUGAUUUCUGGUCAUUUAUUGGUCAGUCGAAUCAGCAUUUACAAAGAUUUUCCAAAUAACUUUGCUUUAUUCAGAAUUUUGAUUACAAAAUAUAAUGGCAUAUUCAUGCUCCUGUAGAUUUUAAAACUAAGGACAGUGUACAGAUGACACAGUUGUAAAUAUAUAGUCAGUCUCCAUAGGCACAGUGCAUUGCAGAUAAAAGGGAAUGAGCUUUUUCUGCCAAACGCUAAGCACAGUUCCAUUUUGCUGGGAUGUCAUUCACUCUUGUGUCCAUAUGUUUAUUUUUUUUAAUUCGUAAUUUAUCAUAUAAAACAUGGACAUUUAUGCUUAUGCGUUUCAAGUUACUGUCAGGUGGCAGGUUCGGUGUUUGGAAAAAUAGAAAAAUUGAUCGUUAAAAUCGUCCUCGUUACACUUCCAGCCGUAGCAUCCUCUGCACUUGCACACUAGCGCCGAAGCAAAUCAAAUACAGUCCAUUUCACACUGCAGUCACACAGUACACUGAAGGGAACUGGGUGCUUAUUGGAGGAUAGGUGCUACACUGCAAGGUGUAGAUACCUGAUGAAUCACAAGGUACCUGAGAGCAGUGAGACAAGGGGACCAUGACCCACCAAGUCUCCCCUAAGCCAAUUUGUUCUGCUGUUGUGGGUUCCCAGUCAUUGUUGGCUCAACUCAGGGCAUAGAGCUCCGCUUGCACUCAAGGUGAGCACUUUAACUGCUGAGCUCCGGAGCACUACCAUGUAUCACAUAUUCAUAUGCCAAUAUCACACAUGGAGUUUAUAGCUUAAUCAUCUCUUCACAAAUGUGUUCAUUUACUGAACGGUGCCAGUUAACCUGACUUCCGUGCUGUAAAGUUAUUCCCAUGGCCCCAAUCUUGUAUAGUGUAAUUGAAUGUAAACCAAAGGAUCUUGUUUUUGCAGUUACACAUGCUUUGCUCUGUUCUCAAUGAAAAUUGACCACCAUGUUUUCAUAUAGUCUUUACUCAGUAAUCUUAUGCAAUGUAACACUGUUUUAAUGAGAGAGGGAAGGGAAAUUUUAGUUUCUUACUUUUUCACUUAAAGCAUUCCAUUUUUAUUAAUAAACAGUACAUAUUAUGCAUUAUGGGAAACCAAAAAUAUAAUCAUAUC